UCAGGAAACUGCCAUUGAGAGAUCUAAUGAUUGCAGACUGUUGUGUCAGAUAAACUUGUUGGAUACAUGAUAAUAUCCAGUUGUCAGGAGAGACUGUGACUAUGGAUAUAAAAGCUCUAAGUUAUACCUAAUGAAGGGUAAGCAUGAAGGUUACUAGAGGGCAUUAGGGGCACCAGCAAGCGUCAACAACCCUGGGAAAAAUUGAACCAAUGGCCGUCUUUGUUGUUUUCAGGCGUCUGUAACCACUGAUGAAGAUGUGAAACUUUCUCAAUAUAAAACUAAAGAAAAUAAGUUGAAACAAGCAUAGGAAGUACUUUAGAAAAGAUAAUCGCAAAGGGCAUUACAGCGCAUAAUUACCGUUGAAAAUAUUGAAGUAAUGAUCGUCUUUGUUUUCGUUUUCAGGCAUCUGUGAUGAAGAAUUUGCGCUGAGAAAUAUAAAACUUGAAAAUAAACUGAAACAGAGAGAAGAAUAAAGAAUUUAAAGAAAAAAAAAGAGAAAGUGACACAGCACACGUCAACUUUGUAGUAUAUUAGUUAAGGGAGAGAACAAAUGGUAAAAAGCCAGCCAGUUGAAGUAGCCAGCACAGGGCAGUCAAGACUCCUGGUGUAUCGUGAUUACUUUUAAGUUUUCUCCUUUUAAUGUUAUUUUACAAAUAUUUUGUGUUGUCAUAUAAAACCUCCUACAUGGUGCUUAAAUAACAUAUCAAGAGUUCUCGUUUUACUGCUGGAAACACAUUUGUUGAAGUACCACUGUUUAUUAGUAGAAUGACUGCCAGAAACAAAGUGAACUAAUCGUUACUGUAUUAUAACCAAUUACAGACUAUAUUCACAUAAUGACCAUAAUGUUGAUGGUAAUACAAAGGUUAUGAGGUCAUCCCAUAUCAUGUUAUCCCCUAGAAGACACGACAGCAAGCUAUUCUUGAGUUCACAUUGACAGUAAAGUGGGCAGGAGAGGGAUGCUGGUGUGCCUGAGAAGGCUGUGACUGUGGUGCUGUGCUUGCGGAGGUUUGUGGCAAGCAGUAGGACUGCACUGAGCACAGAAGAGAAUGGGAAGUGCCUCAUCUAAGUUCAAGAAAUAUCUUCAACAUGGCGACGAAUUUGCUGCUAUGCAGGUGUUUCAGAGUUCUCCUGAAUUGCGUUCCAAUCUUGAUCCCAGUGCCAGCUAUGGGGAAUCUCAUGGCCACAACACUCCCUUGCACUAUGCAGCCAAACAUGGAAUGAAACAUUUAUUAAGGACCUUUCUCUGUGAUCUCGGUGGCAAUCCAAACAAGAAAAAUGCAGAUGACGAAAGUUCUGUUCAUUGUGUGUGUCGUGUCGGCCAAGCAAAAUCACCUUCAGCUGAGGACAGACGAGCUGCAUGUGUCGUUAUGAUACUUCAGUGGCGUGGACCAGUACUGCAGGAUGGAGAGAAGGAGAGAGCACAGUUAAAUGCACAAGAUAAGAAGGGGAAUACAGCACUCCACUAUGCGUCGGCAUCAGGUCUUCGGAAGUGUGUGGAAUUACUGGUGGCUCAGGGAGCUGGACUUUUUAUUGAAAACCGUGAUAGACUGACACCUUGUGAUCUGGCUGUUAGAUCAACACAUCAUGACGUGGCUACUUAUUUAGAAUCACGCAUGGUGUUUGCUGACAGUAGUGAUGGGGUUAAUGAGGGGGAGCUGGUUGGCAACGAGGUCGAGACUGAAUGUGACAACGAGGUAUACUCUGGUCUGCGAGCACAAGACUUACAAGAAGCAAAAGACCAAUUGUUGGUUGAGACAGCAGACAUGCUGCAUAUUCCACUCUUUACUGCCGAGGCUCUACUCAGGGAUAAUGAAUGGUCUAAGGCAUUGCUCUUGGAAAAAUGGAUGACAAAUGCUGUUCAAUGCUGUGAAGAAGCAGGCAUAGCACCUCCAGCAUCUGCUCUCCAACUUGUUGCUCCCACUCCUCCAAUGAUCACUCCAUCCCCCCCCAACUCUGUCAUUACACCUCCCCCACCUCCACAUAUUCCAGGGGAAAGCAUUGAGGAAGAUGAAGAUGUGGAGGGAGAGGGACAAAACCUGUGUGAAAUCUGUUAUGGAGAGAUGAGAGCCUGGGAGCUGGGGGAACAUGGAGGCACAAGUUGCCAGCACCAGUUUUGUGCCACGUGCUGGGAGAGUUACCUCACUCUCAAGAUCCAGGAGGGCGGGGCACACCAUAUCCUCUGUCCGGCCGUCCGUUGUAAUAUUCUAGUGGAUGUAGAUUUUAUUGAAAAGAUGGUUAGUCCAGAGAUAGCAAGAAAAUACUUGCAAUUUGACAUUCAAGCAUUUGUUGAUAGAAACAAGACAAUCAAAUGGUGCCCACUUCCGGGCUGUGGCAGAGCUGUUAAGUUCCCAGAAGCUGAGCUUGAAACACAACCAUUUUAUUUUCCCAAUACUAAACCUCCUCCCAAAACAUCCCAUGCUGUUGACUGUGGCAAUGGCCAUUUUUUUUGCUGGGAGUGUUUAGGUGAAGCUCAUUCACCUUCGGGCUGUGAGCAGUGGAUUGAAUGGCAGAGCAAAGUGGCAGAGAUCAAGCCUGAAGAACUACGUAUAAGUUCAGGUGAAACAGAAGAUGCUGCCAACUUCCUUUGGCUUGUAACCAAUUCAAAGCCAUGCCCAAAUUGCAAGAGUCCAAUUCAGAAGAAUGAGGGAUGCAAUCACAUGAAGUGCUCCAAGUGUAAAUUUGACUUCUGCUGGGUGUGUCUGGAGAGCUGGAAGAAGCACUCCUCAGCUACUGGUGGAUACUUCCGAUGCAACAGAUUUGAUGCUCAGAGCAAAGCUGAUGAAAAGCUGGGAGUAUUGCUUUCUGAAGCCACUGUUCGGAAUCAUCAGAUGCAAGAAUUGAAUCGUUUUAUUCACUAUUACACCCGAUUUAAAAACCACCAAAAUUCCUUGAAAAUGGAAGAGCCUUUAUUAAAAACUGCACGUGACAAGAUGGAGGUCCUGGCCACUUCCCUCCCAUCCCAGGAGCAACAAGGACAAGCGGCAGUAGAAAAGGGCACUCGAUUUGUUGAAGAAGGAGUGAAGGAGUUACUGAAGGCCCGAAGAGUACUCUGUGGGUCUUAUGUGUAUGGAUAUUAUUUAGAGGAUAAUGGCUAUAAUAAAACCAUCUUUGAGUAUAUGCAGAAUGAAUUAGAGGAGGUAACGGAGAAGCUGUCGGAAAUGGUGGCUCGUCAGUAUCUUGUGACACCUCGUGGGCAAAUCAUUGCCACCACCUUACUUGCUCGUCGCAGGAGACAUAAAUUUGUACGGGCAGUGAGUAGGGGUCUUUUACCCCCUGAAACUCCGCCUUCGCUUCGUAGAUCACGCAAGAGACGAUUGCCUGGCCUUAUGGGAAUGGACCCAGCUGAUGAUAUGGAGAAUGUUGAAGCCAUGGGCAGAGCUUUGGAUCCCUCUCAACCAUGGGUGAAGGACUCACGUGGCCGCCACACCAAUUUGGCUGCACUAUUAGACUGGCCAGAUCUUGAUUCUGAUGAAGAGGACAGUAGUCUGAACCAGGCACUGACUCUGACUCUUCUGGGGAAGUGCAACAGAAAGACUUGCCCCAGACCUCGUGCCCGUAACCCUCGCACUGGAGCUAUCCAUGAUUACUGCUCCUUGCGAUGUGCCCAGCAAGCCAAGUAUCUUCCAGAGCAAGGUGAUGGAGAGACUUCAUCUUGGGAAGGAUGCGAUUCCAGUAUGGAACUUCUUAUUGCCCUUGAAAUGUCUCGGCUCCAAAUGAUUGAAGACGAGGCCAGGAGAAGACUGUCGUGGCUGCAGGAGCAUUCCAGAGAACAAGGAUGGGAUGGAACUGGGGAUCCCAGGAGUAUUCAGGGGCGCAGUGAUGGUGCUAGUGGACCAGGAGCAACUCUAGCAAGUAGCAUUCUUGGGUAUGAGGUAUCAUACUGUGGUAGCAGGGUGACAGGAGGCCAGGACGAAGCCUCUGCAUGGCCGUGCCCUGAUGUAUCGGAAGGGGCAACUUCCUACCAGCCAACAAGUGCUGAAAUUGCAGUGGAUUACUUCCUAAAGAAAUUAGCCAACAAAGAGAUCAGCUUAAGGAAUCUCAAUGUGGACAAGGACUGGGAUAAUAAAACAGAUAAGGAUCUCUUGUGUUUUCCAAAAGUGGCAAAUGAAGUAGAGGAUGGGCAUUUUGAAUAUGGUGACCUACAUGAAAAUGGACAUCUCCUGAUCUCUGGCCCGUCCACUGACCUGAGACGAGAUCUACGCAGAUCGCAGUCCUUGGGAGACUUAAAGAACUCUGAAGAACCAGAAUGUAUGAUUGAUUCUGAUCAUGUUCAUCAGGACCAUCCAGAAGAGACAGCCAGGCUUAGAUUGUCAAAACCUAAACAGGAAAGUAUAGAUAUGGAAUCCGAAAGUGGAGAUAUUGAAAAUACUGAUCCUGGAGCUGCAUCAGAGAUUAUUGGAGAUAUGGACUCCCCUAUGAUGGAUAUGGAAGUGCGUGGUAUAUUGAGUCAGUUGGAUAAUCCAUUGGAUGAGCAGUGUGGUGGGAGUGGGGCUAGCAUUAACCUAGAUCCAAUAUUUCAGCAUGAGCCUUCUUUUCAGCUAAUAGUAGAUGAAGGAACAGAUAAAGAUGAAAGUAAUUCCACAGAACAGAGUAGUAGUGCCCCAUCAAAUGUGAAAGGUCUUAGAAUUCAAAUAUCUCAUUCCUCUAAACUUGAAAAUCAGAGUUCAAAUGAAUAUGAAUCUGAGACAGGGAUACCCAAUUCACCAACACUUUAUAUCAGUGGAGUGUCUAUUUGUCGAUCACCUGAGCCUCGUUCCCCAAAGGUCCAGCACAGAGAAACACGGUCACCAAGCCUGACACUCCCCUUAUGCUGUACACCAGAGCCAAGGUCUCGUAUUGAGGCCCGUUUGGACACUUCGCCUUUACCAAUAUAUAGUCGAUCUCGGUCUUCAUCAUUGGUGGUGCCUAGUUCUGCGAGUCUCUCACCAAGAGUCUCUGCACGACCAAGUGGGACAUGCCUACAUCUAUCGUCCUUGUCUCUCCAAGCUACCAGAGCCACCUCACCUUUUCUCCUUGGUGAACUACGUGUCUCACGGUCGGCAUCAGAGCCUGAGAAAGGACGGUUAGUAUUCCAGUUUCCCAAGUCUCCAACUGACGGUGCUCUUAGCUCAGUGUUGCAUGUUGAAGAGUCUAAUUUGAGCUCAGAUGACUUCCAUGAAGCUCUCUUUUUAGGAAAAUCUCCAAAACCAUCUAAAAGAAAAAAAUCUAAAAAAGAGAGAAAUAAAGAUGCAAAAGAUAGGAGUAAAACAGAAAAGGAGGGUAAAGAGAGAAACAAAGACAAUAAGCAAAAAGAUAAGAGUAAGGAAAAUGGAAAAGAAGCCAAAGAGAGAAAAGAAAGCAAGGAAAAAAGAAAAGGUAAGGAACUUACCUCUACUGUAUGAUCUUUACUCAGAUUCUGAAUCCCCAGCUUAUUUCUCAGUGAGUGGUGUGUUCAGAUAGUGUCAUUGCAGCAGAUAUUUAUAUACUGUACAAUAAAAAUUACUAAUGGGAAAACACAGUGAACUGAAUGUAAUGUACUGCCCUACUUUUAACAAAGAAAACAAAAACAGAAAACAAUUUUAUGCUAACUCAGUAAUACCGAAAAAGUGUUUAUAAUCAAGAAAGUGAUGGGAAUUUUACAUAGAUGGUGUAUGGAGUUGUAUGCACUUGUGAAAUAACACUAAGCCUUCUGAUAUAAUUAUGAUAAGGUUUGAAAUCACUGCUUUAAUCAAGUUAGGAUUUUAUACAGUUACAUCAUACAUGUCCUGUCAUCAUGUCUUACUCCAGGCAUCAUUUUUUUUUUCCUCCCUACCUGUGAUAAUAUAGUCAUAUUUAGCUGUUGCUUUGAAUGUAAUUCGUUUAUUAUUGUGUAAAGAAUCUGUCUGUGAUCAUAACUUUUUUUAUAUGAGGUGCAUGAAUGCUCAUCUUGGCCAUACAUCUCAAGUUUGGAGAUACAUCAAUGGUACUUUUGAUGGUAGAACUGAAUGCCUUUUUGUGAGAAUAUAUUAGUGUUCUUAUUGAAAUGUAGAUAGGAUUUUGUAAGGUUUUUAAAAAGAAAACUUAUAUACGACUUUACUGUAUGAAGAGUUCUGUGAUUUUUUGUGGCUGAAACCAAUUUGGGUAGGUAAGAUAGUUUGCCAGGCAGUCCGUUAGUCAUCCUCUCCCUACAUGUAGUUAGCCAGUCAUAGAAGACAAGUAGAAUAUGUUUAUAUUAAGCAGCUGAUGCAACCACUAAAUACAAUUAAAACUGGGUCCAAACCAGCACAGUUGGUGGUGCAAUCAUUUAAGAACUGACUUGUGGUGAGGACUCUUAAUGUGGAUGCAGUCAUUGCACUAUGAUAUACAUUUUCAUAAUGAUAGUAUGGAUAAAAGCUAGUUUACUAUGCACACUGAGAGUUUGACAGAGGUGGCAUAAUAUUCUGUUGUAUGAAAAAUUAAAUUUUCCAUUUUA
This is a messenger RNA of Homarus americanus (American lobster), 6430 nucleotides long. Its product is annotated as ankyrin repeat and IBR domain-containing protein 1-like. The transcript is spliced from 19 exons. Gene Ontology annotation, molecular function: zinc ion binding; ubiquitin conjugating enzyme binding; ubiquitin protein ligase activity. Gene Ontology annotation, cellular component: cytoplasm; ubiquitin ligase complex. Gene Ontology annotation, biological process: protein polyubiquitination; positive regulation of proteasomal ubiquitin-dependent protein catabolic process; ubiquitin-dependent protein catabolic process. The record is from RefSeq and is a predicted model, not a curated record. Lineage: Eukaryota; Metazoa; Arthropoda; Malacostraca; Decapoda; Nephropidae. Bases 1047 to 5381 code for a protein of 1444 amino acids.